Molecule: messenger RNA, 2188 nt
Organism: Schistocerca gregaria
Lineage: Eukaryota; Metazoa; Arthropoda; Insecta; Orthoptera; Acrididae
Product: proton-coupled folate transporter-like
Exons: 7
Coding region: 254-1822 (522 amino acids)
Biological process (GO): transmembrane transport
Cellular component (GO): membrane
Molecular function (GO): transmembrane transporter activity
Source: RefSeq, a predicted model, not a curated record
ACCUCAUCAGAAGUGAUGUAACAACUUUCUAUUCCCCUCAAGGACAUGACAAUUUGGGUAGCCACUUCACUAGACCAGCCAUUACUGUUAAAGGUCAAGGGUCAGCAUCAAGGCAUUUCCCUUAUAUUGUACCUUACAAAGCUCAUCUACUUUUUUAUUUCUUUUUUCUUGAGAGAACCUGUUCCAAAGCUUCAGAGACUCAUCACUGCUUCUCACAGAGUAGUCAUCUGUUAGUAUUCCUUGUAUACAGCCUAUGCUUGUAGAUCCCACAAUGGAUACAGGGCCUGAGGCAGCUGGAAGCAAUGACAAUGAGACAAAAAUGAAUAGAAAACUUGGGGAGAAGCUUCACUAUAUAGUAACUAACAUCACAGUAGAACCUCUGGCGAUAUUAUACUGCAUGCCACUGUUACUCACAUCAUUUGCAACUAGCAAUUUAAAUUUAGAAAAAGCCUGUCGUGUAAAUCUUGCAUACAACAGUACAGUGUGUGAUUCAAUAACUGCAAGAAAUAUAAGUGAGCUUAAAGAAGAGGAAACAAAAAUACAAACUGUAGUUGCCAAUAUGCAAAAUUGGAGAAACAUUCUACGUUUCUCAGUUCCAGCAAUUUUCAUAAUAUUUAUUGGUUCAUGGAGUGACCGGACCAGUAAGCGGAAGCCUUUGCUAUUGUUUCCAAUAUUCGGAGAACUUUUAUCUAGCAUUGGACUUUUGCUAUGCACCUACUAUUACCUGGAGUGGCCUGUGGAAGUUGCAGGUGUGAUUGAGGGCUUAUUUCCAGCAAUUACAGGCAGCAAUAUGGUAUUCACCAUGGCUCUGUAUAGUUAUGUGUCAGAUAUUUCAACAGAAGAAGAUAGAACAUUUCGCAUUGGUAUAAUAAACAUGGUAAUUUUUUUGUGCUCAUUAGUUGGACAAUUCAUUGGUGGUAUACUCCUUGAAAAAGUUACAUUUUAUGGCAUGUUUUCAAUUGCUGCCAUCUCAUAUGCCUGUGGCCUUAUAUAUUGUUGGUUUUAUGUUAAAGAAAUACAAAAAGAUGCAAUUUCUUUGACUGAUAUAAACAAAAAAAUCAAUUUUUUUGACUUUGGUCUUGUGAGAGAAACAUUUUUUAUCUUAUUCAAAAGAAGAGAAAACUAUCAAAGACUAGUGUUGUGUCUACUAAUGUGUGCAUUUAUAUCAUCAGCUGGUCCUCCCUUCGGGGAGACAACACUUGCAUAUUUCUUCAUGAGACAGCAAUUUGGUUGGGAUGAAAAAGAUGCCACUUACUUUUUUACAUACAGUGCAGUUAUUUCUUUCAUAGGAACACUUUUCACAGUAAGUGUGCUAAGCAAAAUGGUUAAACUAAAUGACUGCUUGAUUGGAUUAAUAGUGAGCAUUAGCAGACUGAUUGCUGAUUUUUGUUAUGCUUUCACUUAUAGAGAAUGGCAGCUGUACUUGGCUCAGACAAUUGAUCUACUCACUGGUGCAGGUCUCAUUCCAGUUCGAUCUGUUGUUUCAAAGAUUGUACCUUCCGAUGAGAUUGGAAGAACAUUUUCUCUUAUGGGUAUUUGUGAAGGAAUUACAACAUUUGCAUUUGGACCAUUGUAUAGUACAACAUAUAUAGCAACACUUGAGACAUUUCCAGGUGCUUUCUUCUUACUCGGUACCAUUUUUGCACUAAUAACUGGAGCUAUCUACAUAACUAUUUAUGUACUGUGGAAAAGGGGCAAAACUCAUUUGGAGAAACAGUCCAUUGAAAUGGAUGCUGCACAAAAUGAUCAGACAACAAAAGAAGAACAUGUAAAUGAGGCUUUUCAAACUGAAGAACAAGCAGACCUUGACAGCAAGCUGUGAAACAUAAAAAAAUUGUUACCAGAUAUCUCUGAAAGAUCAUGAAUAUAUAAUACACUAUCACUGUCUAAUCUAUGAAUUUUCAUCCAUAGUAAAAUAUCUUAUGGCACUAACAGUCUUCCAUUUACAUAUUAUUUAUUACAGUAAAACUCCCUUUUUACUCUUUUCAGCAGAAUGAUUCAAAAUAGUGUAAAAUGCAGGAAAGUGUAAAAUACAGGAAAGCAUAGGAAACACAAUAAGCUUUAGAUUUUGUGUCUAUUGUUCACUGUUUACAAAGACUCCCAACUGUGGGUUUUUAACAAAUAUCACAUCACAAAAUGUAUUUAACAUAAUUUUACAAUGAUAAUCAAUAAAAAGUCUCAUAUUAAA